AUGUUACUCUUCUCCAAAAAACACAACGCUCCCAUCAGCACUUACAUCAGCUCCUACUGCCUGCUGAGCUUUGUAAGAAAGACCAUCCAAGAGCAGACUCCACAGCAGCUCUGGAAAGAGAAUAAGUUUGGAUUAACAACGCCCCUGUUACAAAAUCCAUCGAGCCAAGGUCAGACCAAGCAUUUGAUAGAGGUGGCAAUGCAGGAAUACUACAGCAGCACCAACCCUGCUGCUUACUGGCCCAAGAAGUACUGGCUGGGCAGGUCUGAAGCACCACAGGGCACCCCUGUCUGUCGCUUUUGCAUUACACAGCACAACACAGUUUUUGUCAAUAAGGGCAAAUACAUCACCUGGACAACAGGUCCCUACAACCAUAUAGCCUGGAAUAAGCACUCCUCUCUCCUCCCCCUUCUGCCCAAGGAGGCAAGGUUGGAGACCUUUCUGCACAGCAUGCCCAAGCUGUAUCCCCCAAAACCCACCUGCCUAGGAUGGGUCAGACUGCAGACACCGAGGGGUAGCAGGUCCCACCAUGAUGCCCACACAGGCAGCGAUGCAGCCCUCACGUCUCCAUCUCACAGUGUGAGUGAACCUGACCAGGGCAGGACACCACUGCAGUGCUGGGCUGUGGAGAAUGUUGUUGCCACCUGCAGAGAACCAGUUGCCAGAUUUACCUGCCAGGACAGCUGA
Manacus vitellinus (golden-collared manakin) is the source of this 687-nucleotide messenger RNA. RefSeq names its product chromosome unknown C9orf24 homolog (gene SPMIP6). Gene Ontology annotation, cellular component: manchette; perinuclear region of cytoplasm. NCBI's taxonomy places the organism in Eukaryota, Metazoa, Chordata, Aves, Passeriformes, Pipridae. The record is from RefSeq and is a predicted model, not a curated record. Gene Ontology annotation, molecular function: alpha-tubulin binding.